AGAUCAAUGAAGCCAAGUGAACGGGGGCUUAAUGCGUAAAUCGAUAGCCACAGACGAGCGCCAGAUGCUGGAGGGAAAGAUCCAUUUAUGAAAGAGAGCUUGAGUUCCUUUUGACUUGCCAUUCUCAGCCUCCUCAUGCCUCCAUCUCCACUAGACGACAGGGUAGUAGUGGCACUCUCCAGGCCUGUCCGACCUCAGGAUCUCAACCUUUGCUUAGACUCCAGCUCCCUUGAAUCUGCCUCCUCUGCCAGCGAGAGCCACGUGAGUCUCCUUAGCACCGCUGUCGUGUCCCUCAAGGCUGCGAAUCUCACGUAUAUGCCCUCAUCCAACGGCUCUGCCCGCUCCUUGAGUUGUGGAUGCAGCAGUGCCAGUUGCUGCACUGUGGCAACGUACGACAAGGACAAUCAGGCCCAAGCGCAAGCAAGCACCAGCAGCACCUCUGCCAACGUAGGAACCUCGACCACUUGCCCUGCUAACCAAAUGGUCAACAACAAUGAGAACUCUGGCCCUCUGAGUCCCUCAAGCGGGGUGGGGAGCCCCGUCUCGGGCCCGACGAAGCAACUGGCGAGCAUCAAAAUCAUCUACCCCAAUGACCUGGCUAAGAAGAUGACCAAAUGCACCAAGAGCCACCAAGGGCCUGUCAUCAUUGAUUGCCGGCCGUUCAUGGAGUACAACAAAAGCCACAUUCAAGGGGCGGUCCACAUCAACUGCUCGGAUAAGAUCAGCAGGAGAAGGCUUCAGCAGGGCAAGAUCACGGUCUUGGACUUGAUCUCUUGCCGGGAAGGCAAGGACUCUUUCAAGAGGAUCUUUUCCAAAGAAAUUGUUGUUUAUGAUGAGAAUACCAAUGAGCCAAGCAGAGUAAUACCUUCACAGCCAUUGCACAUAGUGCUGGAAUCUCUCAAGCGAGAAGGCAAGGAGCCGCUGGUUCUCAAAGGUGGACUCAGCAGUUUUAAACAGAACCACGAAAACCUCUGUGAUAACUCCCUCCAGCUCCAAGAGUGCUCCGACGGCGGAGGGGGAGGCGCCGCCGCGGUGACGUGUACGCUACCUCAGUCCAUCCCGACCACGCCAGACAUUGAGAACGCCGAGCUCACCCUGAUCCUGCCCUUCCUCUUCCUCGGCAACGAGCACGACGCGCAGGACUUGGAGAAGAUGCAGCGGCUGAACAUCGGCUACAUCGUCAACGUCACCACUCACCUCCCCCUCUACCAUUACGAGAAAGGGUUGUUCAACUACAAGCGGCUCCCUGCCACGGACAGCAACAAGCAGAAUCUCAGGCAGUACUUCGAAGAGGCGUUCGAAUUCAUCGAGGAAGCUCACCAAUGUGGGAAAGGCCUCCUUAUCCAUUGCCAGGCUGGGGUGUCCCGCUCGGCUACCAUAGUCAUUGCUUACCUUAUGAAGCACACACGGAUGACCAUGACUGAUGCCUAUAAGUUUGUCAAAGGCAAGCGACCAAUCAUUUCUCCUAACCUUAAUUUUAUGGGGCAGUUAUUGGAGUUCGAAGAAGAUCUAAACAAUGGAGUCACACCACGAAUUCUUACGCCGAAGCUAAUUGGGGUGGAGACUGUCGUGUGAUGGGAAAGAAGCAUGUGACGAUCGUAUUCUUCACUUGAUGUGGACUUAGAAGGCAUGGGUGGGGUGGGGUUUUUUUAGCUUUAUUGGGGAGAGGUUAUUAUAAGACAAACUCUGGACGAAAAAUGUUUUGAGGACAAGAUUCUAAAAAACACGAGGACUUCACAGAUGUUAUGGGGAAUGCCGUUGCAAGUUGAUUCUCAAAUUUAAAAAAGGGGUGCAGGAGAGAGGCUUAAAAAGAAACCAGUUUUUAAAAAUUCUAUGUGCGUGUGAGAGAAACUGGACACUAUAUAUUUUUAUUUCCUUUUUGGUGAUUCAGCUACUUGUAGAGAUUAUGACUAAGUAGUCUGUGCGGGUUCAUAGACCGAAGACAGCUAUGUUUAAAACAAAAAACAAAAAACCACAACCAGCCGAAAUAAAAGCAAAAAAGGCAACUAAGUCCACGGGCCUUGAGAUUUCAAAGGCUUUGCUGAAGUAAACCUAAGCAAAUUGCUUGCUGGUGCAAAGAAGAUCAGAGCAGCUUAAACUAUCUGCAAAUCACUUCUCACCCUCCUGACUAGAGAAAAUCUUUUUAUUUGCCGUGUUUCAUCUUCCGGUACUAUUUUUCUAUUUGGGGU
Messenger RNA from Elgaria multicarinata webbii, 2189 nucleotides. It is a transcript of the gene DUSP10, whose product is annotated as dual specificity phosphatase 10. Gene Ontology annotation, cellular component: cytoplasm. Gene Ontology annotation, molecular function: MAP kinase tyrosine/serine/threonine phosphatase activity; MAP kinase tyrosine phosphatase activity; protein tyrosine/threonine phosphatase activity. Gene Ontology annotation, biological process: protein dephosphorylation; negative regulation of JUN kinase activity. The record is from RefSeq and is a predicted model, not a curated record. The transcript has 4 exons. Bases 136 to 1575 code for a protein of 479 amino acids. NCBI's taxonomy places the organism in Eukaryota, Metazoa, Chordata, Lepidosauria, Squamata, Anguidae.